This is a messenger RNA of Papilio machaon (common yellow swallowtail), 427 nucleotides long. RefSeq lists its product as uncharacterized. The record is from RefSeq and is a predicted model, not a curated record. Bases 27 to 416 code for a protein of 129 amino acids. NCBI's taxonomy places the organism in Eukaryota, Metazoa, Arthropoda, Insecta, Lepidoptera, Papilionidae. The transcript has 2 exons.
UUUAGAUGACAAGUUUUUAAAUAAAAAUGGUUCGAUUGUUUAACAGCAUUAUCUGUCUUAUAUCAUUGAACUACGUACAAUCAAAAUGGCUGCCAUCAACACGACGUACGACGCAGAAGCCUGCCGAAAUACUUUACUUCCCAAACAGCAUGGAAAAAAAUGCGUUGAAACACUUUAAAAUACCAAAUCCGGCUUAUUGCGCGGAUAUGUUUAAGCAGGCGUUCGACCAGCAACUUAUUAUGCCCUGGUGGUUCUAUUACUGUGAGGACUUGAGAGCGAAGACAGAAAAGAAUCAGAACAUUAUCUACAACAGAUAUAAAUCUUAUCUGAGACAAUUACAAAACUUGAGAAGGAGCGGUUACAAUUUACCACUAGUUAGGACAACAAAGUUAUUAACGAGAACUAAAAGGGUUUGAAUUAAAUACAU